UGCAUGCAUGCAAUGUAGUAUAGAUCACGACUGUAUCAUGAUGCUAUGUGUGGAAUACUGAUCUAGCAACCUUAUAUAAGCAAAUUUCUUUGGAGGAGUGGUGUGUUUAUUUUAGGUUAACAAAAACAUGGAGAAAGAGCAUCAUCAGGAGAUAUACAAAUCUCUCCCUAAAGUUGAGCUACACAAUCAUCUUGAUGGAGCUUGUAGGCUUAAAACUUUAAUGGAUAUGUGCAGGAAGGAUGAUCUAGACGCUGAGAGGUUUCCGUAUCAUGACACUGAGGCUUUUAGAAAGGUCGUGUCGUUGACUGAACCUCAGGAAAGUCUUGUCGAGUUUUUAAAACCAUUUCCUAAUGUUUGCUACAUAUUGAGUACUGCCGAGAAUCUUGAACGACAAGCAAUAGAGUUUUGUGAAGACCAGAAGAGAAACAGUGUCAUAUAUACAGAGUCUCGUUUGUGUCCAUUCCUCUUUACUGAGAGAGGAUUAAACAUUGAGGAAGUAUUGCAAUCUGUUCUGGUGGGAUUUUCUAAAGGAGAGAAGCGAUAUGGAGUUAAAAUCCGUACCAUUAUCUGUUUUUUAAAAUCCUUUCCUGAAUGGAGCCCUGCUUUGGUUGAUUUGGCUAUAAAGUACAAAGAUAAAGGUGUAGUAGGCGUUGAUGUUGCUGGAGACGAACUACAACCAAUGGAUCAACAUAUACCGUCUUUCAUAAAAGCUAAGGAGGCUGGUCUCCAUAUCACUGCACACGCUGGUGAGAGUGGACCUGCUGAAAACGUCCGACAAGCCAUAGAUGUCCUAAGUGCAGAGCGCAUCGGCCAUGGAUAUCAUGUGGUUGAUGAUGAUAGUGUGUAUUUACUGGCAAAAAACAAAAGUAUUCAUUUUGAGGUUUGUCUAACGUCAAGCAUAUACACCAAAUCGAUGGAGUAUGAGAGCCACAGUGUCAAGAGAUUUGUUAAAGAUAGCAUUAAUUUUGGUCUAAAUACUGACGACUCUGGUAUCAUAGGAACCUCGCUGACCAAUGAAUGCAAGGUUGGCAUGACGACAUUUGGUUUGAAAAGGGACGAAGUGAUUCAGGCUAUGUUUGAUAGUGCUCGUUCCUCUUUUUUACCGGCCGACGAAAAAGAGGAAUUGAUAGAAAAAUUGAGUGUCUUAGUAAGAGAAUAUAAAGAGAAAUAUCCUUAAAAUGAAUGAGAUGUAGUUAUUCGUAACUAAACUGUGCAUCAAAGUACUGUAGUAUGUGAUCAAUAAUGUUGUGUUGUGUGUUUUAAUAAUUACAAAUCAUCAUUAUUUAUUUUU
Messenger RNA from Amphimedon queenslandica, 1291 nucleotides. RefSeq names its product adenosine deaminase-like. The record is from RefSeq and is a predicted model, not a curated record. The coding region runs from base 128 to 1177 and encodes 349 amino acids. Gene Ontology annotation, biological process: inosine biosynthetic process; negative regulation of adenosine receptor signaling pathway; hypoxanthine salvage. Lineage: Eukaryota; Metazoa; Porifera; Demospongiae; Haplosclerida; Niphatidae. Gene Ontology annotation, molecular function: adenosine deaminase activity. The transcript is spliced from 8 exons. Gene Ontology annotation, cellular component: external side of plasma membrane; cytosol.